AACAUUGGACGGAAGUGUUGUUGUGGAGGUUACCAAAUAGGUGUUUGUUUCCCCUGUUUUAUAGGUAUUUUGCCAGGCUGUGUCGUAUAGAUUGCAGAUAGACAUAGUACUUGUGGAUAAUUGUAUUGAACUGGACUGCGCUGGCUAUCCGAGAACGAGAUAUACACCUCUUUAAUAUCGCCCAUAUUUGGAGAAGUUAGUAAUCAUUCACACGACACAAUGGAUGCGAAGGAGAUAAAGACACACAUUGUCCAUCUGGAGAAGGCCAAGGAUGACAAGAUCGUGUUAGAGAUUCUGAAUACCUUGAAGAGGGAAAUCAAACCCACCGAGAAGCUUUUAAGAGAGACAAAAGUUGGUAUUGCAGUGAACAAGCACAAAUCAUCCGAGAACAAGGAGAUUUCGCAGUUGGUCACCAAGAUUAUCAAGUACUGGAGGGAUGAAGUCUCCAAGGAAAAGAAGCAGAAGAGUGGGAGUGUCACUGCAAAGAAGCCAAUGCCGGAAACGAGCUCCACCACACCUUCUAAUGGCAAUGAACCUAAGAAAGAGGAAAAGUACGUCGCCCAUCAACCUCGUAACGAUAAAAAUGAUGGAGUAAAGACAGAGGUUUACGAGAAUAAGAUGAGAAACAACUGUGUUAGAGUGUUGUACAACGCGCUAUGCUUCGACUCGGAACAUCCUCCUCAUGCGGUGUUAGCCGUUGCAAAGGACAUUGAACGUGAAGUCUUCAAGGCAGAGAAAAUGGACACCAGCUCAAACUCCAAAUAUGCACAGAGACUGAGAACGUUGACAUCAAACCUGAGACAGAAGAAUAACCCUGAGCUGAGACAGAGAGUCAUCGAUGGUGAAUUGGCUGCCUCCCAACUUAUCAACAUGUCGACGAAGGAAUUGGCGCCGGAAUCCCUUAAAAAGGAACUGGAAGAGAUCAAGAAGAAGAACCUGUUCAACGCACAAGGCGCCACGCAAGAGAGAGCCGUCACAGAUAGAUUCACAUGUGGUAAGUGUAAAGAGAAGAAGGUCAGUUACUACCAAUUGCAGACCAGAUCUGCUGAUGAGCCUCUAACAACUUUUUGUACGUGUGAAAACUGUGGCAACAGAUGGAAAUUCUCCUGAGUUGCUGCUUGAUACCCCUGGUACCUAUUAUAUAUACAUAUACCUCUGUUCUAUACCCUAUUCCACCACU
Molecule: messenger RNA, 1180 nt
Organism: Williopsis jadinii
Lineage: Eukaryota; Fungi; Ascomycota; Saccharomycetes; Phaffomycetales; Wickerhamomycetaceae
Gene: DST1
Product: transcription elongation factor DST1
Exons: 2
Coding region: 220-1110 (296 amino acids)
Biological process (GO): transcription elongation by RNA polymerase I; transcription antitermination; transcription elongation by RNA polymerase II
Cellular component (GO): nucleus
Molecular function (GO): zinc ion binding; RNA polymerase II transcription regulatory region sequence-specific DNA binding
Source: RefSeq, a predicted model, not a curated record